This is a messenger RNA of Artibeus jamaicensis (Jamaican fruit-eating bat), 2053 nucleotides long. Its product is annotated as kallikrein-5-like. Gene Ontology annotation, molecular function: serine-type endopeptidase activity. NCBI's taxonomy places the organism in Eukaryota, Metazoa, Chordata, Mammalia, Chiroptera, Phyllostomidae. The record is from RefSeq and is a predicted model, not a curated record. Gene Ontology annotation, biological process: extracellular matrix disassembly; proteolysis; positive regulation of antibacterial peptide production.
AUGCGCCCCAGGCGGCAGUGGGUGGUUAUAACCCAGGCCCGGUGGGAGCCGAGGAGGAGGCGGUGGCAGGACGGCAGGCCCGAGAAGUCUGCGGCUGAGCUGGGAGCUGGCUCCCCACCCCCUACCCGGGGGACACGCGCAGGCGCAGUGACCAUGGCUACAACAGGACGCCCCUGGAUGUGGAUAGUCGGCGCCCUGAUCACGGCUCUGAUUCUGAGGGUGACAGAGCCUGUACUUGCCAAUGACUUUUUUUCCUGCGACAACUCCCCUGCCGCGGGGGCCGCCGGGAGCACCCAGGACUCGGGGGCUGAGGCCAGAGGGGACACCCAGAGGGACGACAGCAGCAGCAGCAGCAGCAGCAGCAGCCGCAUCGUCAACGGCACCGACUGCAAGCUGCACGCCGAGCCCUGGCAGGCUUCCCUGCUGCUGCAGCCCGGCUCACUCUACUGCGGGGCCGUGUUGGUGCACCCGCAGUGGCUGCUCACCGCGGCCCACUGCCGGAAGAAAGCUGUCAAAAUCCGCCUUGGCCACCACUCCACGUCACCCAUAUAUGAGCAUGGGCAGCAGAUGUUUCGAGCGGUUGAAACCAUCCCUCAUCCUCAGUACUCCCACCCGGCCCACGCCAAUGACCUUAUGCUCAUCAAACUGAACAGAAGGGUCCAUGAGACUCCGUACGUGAAGCCCAUCAACAUCUCCUCCCACUGUCCAGCUGCUGGGACCAGCUGCUUGGUGUCUGGCUGGGGAACAACCACCAGUCCCCAGGUUAACUUCCCCAAGGUCCUCCAGUGCUUGAACAUCACCGUGCUGAGUCACGAAAAGUGCCAGGAGUCCUACCCGGGACAGAUAGAUGACACCAUGUUCUGUGCUGGCGAUGAAGCAGGCCGAGACUCCUGCCAGGGUGAUUCCGGGGGCCCCGUGGUCUGCGGCACAACCCUUCAGGGCAUCGUGUCCUGGGGAGACUUCCCCUGUGGUAAGCCCAACAAACCCGGGGUCUACACCAACCUCUGCAAGUUCACCAAGUGGAUCCAGGACACCAUCAAAGCCAAGGCCUGAGUCACCCCAGCACCCUGCAUUCUGGGGCCUCCCACCCCCUGCAAGUCCUCACCCCUACAGGGACCCGACACUCCUCCCAGAACCCCCAUUCCUUCCCGAGGAUGUUGGGGAUGGUAAGCUCCAGUCCCCCGAGUUUCCAGGGUCUGUGGACGGCUCCUGCCUCUCCAAUCAGAUCCUGGGGACAUUUCCCAGAAUGGCCAGCAAUAAAGCGUGCAAGGAGACGUGGCCUGUGUGUGUGGUCUCCGCCCUGCCGCACUCCCCGGAUGGCUGGGCGGCCCGGAGCAAGUCCCUUCCCCCCUCCCUACCUAGUCCUGUGCUUGCUCUGCAAGGUUCUUGCAGUGAUAAGAAACAGAUUUCCAUCCCGGCUGCUUUUCUUCACAAAUAUUGAUCGAGCAUCUGGCUGUUGUGUGCCAGAAACAUUUCCGAGUCCCGGGGACCCUUCAACAGGCCAAACAGAACAAAAAUCUCUGCCUCUCAAAACUCCCUUACCAGGCAGAGAAGACAGACAAUAAGGAGAUAGACAGAUCCAUUAGGUGCGAUUGUGAAUAGGGAAAGGAUAGGGGUACAAAGAAAAGAGAAGAAAUGUUGGGGAGACGGGCUUUGUUUACACUGGGUGGUUGUGCAGGGGGUGGAGGGGGAUGUAACAGCCACCCCCAAAGAGGCCCCCAUCCUAAACCCGUAAAACAGGACUGUAUUUGGCAAAGGGACCGUGCAGAUGUGAUUAACUUUGAGGAUCUUGAGAUAGAAGACUUGUCUGGAUAUGGCCAUUAUAACCCCAAAAGGGAGUGGCAGGGAGUCAGAAUAAGAUUAGAUAGUGGUAAACUCCUGGUUUUGGUGAUAAAGGAAGGGGCUUGAGCCCAGAAAUGUAGCUGGCCUGUAGGGGCUGGAAUAGCUGGGGAAGGGACUCUGUUUUCUGGAGCCUCCAAAAGCCGCCACCCUGCCCACCAAAGUCUUGCCUACGGCCCACAGAGACCCCUUUCGGACUUCCAACCACAAGAAC